AUGUAUGAACUGUUUAGCCCAAUUCUGGAUAUAGAUGCUUUAUUCUCGGAAGAGGCUGGUACUGCUGUUAGGCUUGAGUUCCAUGAGCUUCUAAGGAGCUUGGGUGAUUCUGGGAGGGCAACAUUUUUGAAAUUUAGAAAUGCCAUUGCGGCUAAUGCAUCAACAAGGCCUUUUUUAGGCGGUGGGAUACACCCCCUCACUAAGUAUGUCAUGAAUUACAUCAAGACCCUUACCAUGUACUGCAACACCCUCAAUGUGCUUCUCAGGGACCAAGAAGCAGCUGAUCCAAAUCCAGUUGUUGGGCCAGAGAAUGGACACGGCGUUUCUUCUAUCACACAUUGUCAAAUGGCAUGCCACUUUCGGUCAAUCACAGCUACUCUAGAAUCCAACCUCGAUAGCAAAUCCAAGCUUUACAAGGAUGGUGUUUUGCAGCAUAUUUUUUUAAUGAACAACUUCCAUUACAUGGUCCGAAAGGUUAAGUCCGGUGAACUCAGGCUUUUCUUUGGUGAUGAAUGGAUCAAAGAGCAUAUUGUUAAGUACAAACAGCAAGCAAUGAGCUAUGAGAGAGCCACUUGGAAUUCGGUCCUUUCUUUUCUCAAGGAUGGUGAUAGUCCAGGGUUAUGUUCAGCUUCAAAGGCAAUUAAAGGCUUCACUAUUGCCUUUGAGGAGGUAUACAAGAACCAGACAGGGUGGUCUAUCCCAGAUCCUGAGCUCCGGGAAGAUUUACAAAUUUCAGCUUCGCAGAAAGUAAUCCAUGCAUAUAGGAGUUUUAUGGGGAGAAAGUCUUCCAGUAUCAGUGAGAAGUACAUCAGGCAUUCUCCGGAUGAUCUGCAGAACUAUAUCUUGGAUCUCUUUAAUGGCUCACCAAGAAUAUUGCAAAGUUCUCGCAAAAAGUGA
Molecule: messenger RNA, 897 nt
Organism: Quercus robur (English oak)
Lineage: Eukaryota; Viridiplantae; Streptophyta; Magnoliopsida; Fagales; Fagaceae
Product: exocyst complex component EXO70E2-like
Exons: 1
Coding region: 1-897 (298 amino acids)
Biological process (GO): exocytosis
Cellular component (GO): exocyst
Molecular function (GO): phosphatidylinositol-4,5-bisphosphate binding
Source: RefSeq, a predicted model, not a curated record